This is a messenger RNA of Gongylonema pulchrum, 339 nucleotides long. The record is from the annotation of a GenBank genome assembly. NCBI's taxonomy places the organism in Eukaryota, Metazoa, Nematoda, Chromadorea, Rhabditida, Gongylonematidae.
AUGCUGACAGUAGAAACGGCCGACCAGGCUAUCGAAAAGUAUCGACAAACGAAAGAAUUGUUUCGUGGCGCCGAGAUGAACAUACGAGGGUUCAUCAGCAGUAGUCAGCAGUUCAACAGAAGGAUUCCCAAAGACAGUCACACGAAUGUCGAAGUCAUCAAAGUUCUUGGAGUACCAUGGGAACCCAAAGAGGAUCAAAUCGUACUGCAGAUCGCGGCAUCAACCGAAGUGACCAUCACGAAGAGAACGAUUUUGCAUUUUUUAGCAUCGAUUUACGAUCCAGCUGGUUGGAUUAUGCUCAACUGUGGAAGAAAGGGCAUCAUUUGGAUAGCAUAUUGA